AUGCAGACCAACAAGACUGUCGUGAAGGAAUUCAUCUUUGUUGGCUUUUCUCUUUACCCAGAUGUGCAGUCAUUACUCUUUGUGAUCUUCUUUUGUCUCUACCUUCUCACCCUUGUGGGUAAUCUGACCAUCAUGGGUCUAACCUGGGUGGACAGAGCCCUCCACACCCCUAUGUACAUCUUUUUGAGUGCACUUUCCUUUUCUGAAACCUGCUACACUUUGAGCAUCACACCCAAGAUGCUGGCAGAUCUACUGGCCAAGAACAGAAGCAUCUCGGUCACAGGCUGUGGCUUGCAGAUGUGUUUCUUCUUGGGCCUUGGGGGCACCAACUGCAUCAUUCUCACUUUAAUGGGGUAUGAUCGCUUUCUUGCAAUCUGCAACCCUCUCAGAUAUCCACUGCUUAUGACCAACACAGCAUGUGGACAACUAGUGGCUUCUGCUUGGGCUGGAGGCUUCUUUGUCUCUCUAACAGAGAUGGCACUUAUAUUCAGGGGCUUUUUCUGCAGUCCCAAUCUUGUCAAACACUUCUUCUGUCAUAUGCGGGCAGUUAUAAGACUAUCCUGUUUCGGCAGUUACCUCACAGAAUUUAUCGUAACGUUGAUAUCAGUAUCGGGUUUGCUGGGUACUUUCCUACUCAUUAUCCUAACUUACAUCUUCAUUCUUUCCACUGUCCUAAGGAUCCCUUCAGCUGAGGGCAAGCGGAAGGCAUUUUCUACCUGUGCUUCACAUCUCACAGUGGUCAUCAUCCAUUUUGGUUUUGCAUCAAUUGUUUAUCUGAAACCAGAGUCUUCAGUGGGAGAUGACACACUCAUAGCUAUCCCUUACACUGUUAUUACUCCUUUCCUCAGCCCCCUUAUUUUCAGCCUGAGGAAUAAGGACAUGAAGAAUGCUUUUAGAAAGGUGCUGGGAAAGAUAGUAACCUAG
Messenger RNA from Orycteropus afer afer, 924 nucleotides. Its product is annotated as olfactory receptor 10X1. The transcript has a single exon. The record is from RefSeq and is a predicted model, not a curated record. Bases 1 to 924 code for a protein of 307 amino acids. Gene Ontology annotation, molecular function: olfactory receptor activity; G protein-coupled receptor activity. Gene Ontology annotation, cellular component: membrane. NCBI's taxonomy places the organism in Eukaryota, Metazoa, Chordata, Mammalia, Tubulidentata, Orycteropodidae. Gene Ontology annotation, biological process: G protein-coupled receptor signaling pathway.